UAUCAGUUUUAGAUACACUUUAAUUGAUACUCGUGUGUUUACACUGACUGUGUACUUUAUCACUAAUUGACACAACGUCAUGAUAACUGCACCGUUUACCAACUACUUCCCCCAAGUUGUUUAAGUCGAGCCAGGGAAAGUUUACUCCAGUCUUUAUAAUUCAGACUUUCGAAAAGAUGGAGGAUGAUAUAUAUGAUGAUGGCAGCAACAUUAAAAAUGUCACAGCAGUCAGUCGUAUGAGGACACUGUUUGAGGCUCCAGCAGCUAAUACAAAACCCUUCAAACCACCACCUAAGUCAGUCAUGAGACCAAUCCCAGCGGCUGCCAAUAGUGGACCAUCCACAGUAUUCCCAAAGGCUGAAAAAGCUGAAGAGGCUGGGAAAACACCUAAUGGGUUGGCAGAAGGAAAUGGAAAAGGAACUGAUAAAACAUCAGAUCUCCCAUCUUGGAAGAACAGAGUGGAAAUGUUUAACAAACCCCAACUACCUUCUCCACCUCCUAAAACAGCAAAACCUGUGUCAAACAGUUCAGCAGGUGCAGAGGAAAGUAAGGAUGAAAAUUCAAAUACUGUGUCGGCAAAUCCAGGAAAAAGGUCAAGUAAAGUCAACAUUCCAUCGGCAUUCUCUGGAGAAAAAAACACACCACUGCCUAUAGCACCUAAAAAACCUUCCGUGUUCCCAAGAUCUUCAGACAAGUCUGAAAAAAAAUCUGGGGAUGAAGUGCCACCAGUGAAAAAUAAACCUUUAGUACCCAGCAGGGGUAAAACGCCUGCAGAAGGAACAACCAAUAUACAUGAAGAAUUAAAGAAAAAAUUCAGUGGAAAGGAUGAUGAUAUCAAGCUAGUCAAACCAGGUGGUGAACAAAAGGACCCAGUGAGACCUGGGAAAUUAAACAUGAAUAGUGUAUUAGCAUUACAGAAGAAAAUGAAUGGCUCUAACACAAAUGAAGAACCCAAUGAUGAUGAACAGGUCGAGCUCAGACAGAAGUCUGGGUCAAGAUUUCCAAACAGAAAGUCAGUGAAGAGAAAAUCUUUAACUAGAACUAAUGAUGGUUCAAAAUUUUAUGUUGUUGAAAUGUCAUUAGAUAAUGAAAAGGAAAAGAAGGAAAGUGAGACUGAACCAGACAUUCCUCCUCCACUGGUAUACGGUGACCUCCAAAGGUUACACGAGAUCAUACAAGAGUACAAGGCUGCACUCAGGGAACUAGAGGGUAAUCCUACAGAGGAUAGCAGUAUCGUUGAAGAGAUCGAGGAUGUGUAUGAGGCCAUUCCAGCAGAUAUGGAUGAACCACUUCCUCCACCUCAUAAAAAAUUGUCCAGAGCAGUCUCCUUAAUUAAGCCUAUGUCAGUGGAUGAAGAAUAUGACAGUGAUGAACAGGAUACCUAUGAUGAUACAAGUAAUUAUGUUCCCAAAAAUCCCACCUCUAAUUCCCUUCCUGCUCCACCUGACCUUGACCUCCCAGCUCCUCCUGAUGAACUCUUAAAGCCCCCUGUGCCAGAGGGACCUAUUCCAACUCGAAGGAAACCCCCUGUGCCACCAGAGAAGAAGCCUGUAGAUGCACCAUCUCCACUUGUUCCUCAGGCAGAUGAUUGGCCAGAGGAUGUGUAUGAUGACUGCGCUACUGAACAGAGUCAGGAUCAGAGUACAACUGAGGCUGAGCCAGAACAAGACGACGUAUAUGAAGCCAUUCCAGGAGAAGCAGAGAAUAUUCCUCCGCCAACUCCUGAAAAACCAGAGAAAAAAGAAGAGAAAAAGGAAGAGAAACUUUCAGCAAAGGAGAAAAAGAAAAAAGAAAAAGAAGAGGCAGAGAGACUAAAAGCGGAAAAGAAGAAACAAGAAGCAGAGAAGAAAAGACAAGACAAAGAAAUAAAGGAAAUAAAGAAAAAUUUCAAGAUAGAUGCUUCUCAGCUGGACAAGAGUCAAGGGGAGGGAUUACUGAAGGAGGAUGCAGUACCUUCAGGAGGUAAAACUGCUAAGCUGGAAUUAACAGCCAAAAAAGGAACAUUCCUCAAGGUGAUCCGCCUAGUGGACAACCCCCCUGGAAAGUGGCUGGUCCGACUAACAGAGGACGAGAAGUCAGAUAAACCUGUCAACCUGACACAAAUAGUGGGAUAUGUGGACGCCAACAUCGUUGAGGUAGACAAUCAGCAGAUUCGCAAUGUAAUGGCUGGAUCCUAUAAGUUGGAUGCGUUGAAUGAUACUGGUGAUGGGGAGGAGUACCAGGAUGUAGAAAUUGAGGUGCCUCCUGUUGAGGAAGAAAUGUACGAAGCAGUGUAACAUUCCAUAGCUCAUUAUCAUCAAAUCCACAAUUGAACUUUGGCCAUAUUGUAGCUGACCUUGACCUUACUUGACCUAAAUGUGAAAUUACUUGAUAGAUCUGAUUUCAAAUGAAGACAUGAAGUGCCUAACCUUGAUUAGAAAUACCUGCCAUUUAUUUGUAGUGCCUAACUUUGUUUUAAUAUGAUUCAUUGCCAACCUUGCCCUUAAAGUGCAAAACCUUCACCUAGUAUCUGAAGUUUCAAAGAAGUAUUAAUGUAUCUUAACAUCUUGUCUUUCUUGGUAGCUUCAUUUCAGUAGGAGUUCUGAUUGAAAAUUGGCUUGGUAGGUAUAGAGUUGAUAUCUAUAGACAAGCCAGAGACAUUUAUCUAUUUAUCUUUUUUAACUAUUAUUAUUAUCCUGAUUGUUUUCGUAUAUUUUUUUUUAAUAUAGUUUUUUACGAAACUUCAUUAAAUCAUAUGUUAAAACAUAAAAAUACAUUUACUGUAUUACAAUGAAGUUUGGUAUUACAGACAUUGUUUUACUGUAGCUAGUUUGAUGGUACUGAGCUACAUUUAAGUUAGCUAACGUCAUUGUUAGUUGAUCACCACUUUGCCUUAGACUGUACCUAAUUAUAUAUGUAUAUUGUGAUAAUUACUGGUACAGUAAUAAUAUAUCCAUGAUGUACAAUAUUUUGUGAAGUACACAUUCCAAUCUGUUUGUAAAUUCUAUUUGUAUGAAGAAAAGUUAUAUGUUUUUGUUUCAUAAGUUUGGUUUCUUUGUUUAUUGUUUACACAGGGAUUCAUUACAGAGAGAUUUGUGGUUCUGUCUAAUUCUUAUAGGACAAUUCUGACAGAGAUAUGAUCAUACUAAAGUAUUUUUUUCUUUUACUGUUGGUAUAAAAUUCCAAUAAAAGAUUGUAUAUUAUGGAUAAUACACCUUGAAUUUGAAUGAAUGUAUUCACUGGUAGAUCUCCAAAGUGGAAAAAGCUUUUUCUAACAUGAUAUGAUUAUGAGGUAUACUGGAGACAAAUAACAUCAUUUAGUAUUGAUAAUAAAAGAAUUUGAUACAUAUAACACUUAAUACUUAACCUUAUAAUUUUUUUGAAGUAGAUUUGUUCUGUGUCAAAGCAGAUUUUGAUGGUGUCCCGAAGGUUUUUGUUAUAAGAUAUUUUUAUUGUUUCACAGUAAAUUUUUGCUUCCUAAUAAAAAUAUUUAUCAUCUUGGUAGAAUAUGUUUAAGACACAGCAGAUUUUGAUUGUCGUUGCCAUGGUAGAGUUUAUAGUCAGUGGAGAUUUUUUAUUGUAUCACAAUUGAAAUGACAUUUAUAAGUACAUAUUUUUUAUUGUAAAUAAUGUGACCUUUGCUUUUUCAUUUUUAUACUCACCGUUGAGCUUUCAGUUGAACAGCUAGACAUUCUACAGCACUAUACAUGUAGAUGUAUUUACAAUUUAUAAAGAAGUCCAGAAGUACUGGUCAAUCAAUCCGUCAUAGUUUAGCAUAAUAAAUUAGGCAUUUCGACCUGGCUUCAUUAGACAGGUUUUUACUAAAACCUUGCCUAAUUGGACAACAUCUGUUAGUUCAGCCAGAUAAACAAAUGUUAAUUCAACUUUGUCACAUUCGAUAGCUAGGUCCUAAUGAACUGGGCCUCUCUUACCUGUUAAAAGAAAUGUUGCAGAACUGACUGUAUUGGUGCAUCCCAACUGAAGUAACAUAAAGAUUGAUCAGGGAUAUAUUAUCCACUCAUUUCCAAGCUUUAUUUGACUAGCUAUACUGUACACAUUUUUAUGAUUUUAGUUUUGUUUGGAUUAGUGAACAUGAGGGAGCGUGGAGUCACUUCAUUCAGUACAAAUUAUUACAGAGAUUGGUUGCUUGUACUUAUAGUCUAAUCUAUACUUUUAAUUUUAUUCAAAUUUUAUUCACAGGGAAACAUAAAUACUAGAUAAGUAGGCCGAUACUAUUUUCAGAUAACUGAACUCACGUACAGUGCGUCAUAAAGAUCCUUCCAACGUUUCUCCUUGAUCAUGUCCAAAUUCAAGUGAUUGGUCGCGUAUGCAAAGCCAAUUUUGUGCGUAGCAUCUGCAAUGGCCAUCUGACCUCCUAAUCCACCAUGUCCAAAGGAAAAUUCGGGCUAAAAGACCUCCAUCAUAAAUAAGUAGGCCGAUACUAUUUUCAGAUAACUUUAUUAUCCAAAAUGAUGGAGGUCUGAAACAUACAAAAAGUAACAUUGUAAAUAAAAUCAACUAUCUGUUGGUAAGACAUAAGUAAUAGACUAACAAGUAUAUACAUAAUCCUCUAAAUACCACUUGUAAGUUAUUCAAAAUUCCAAAGUAAAAUAUCUCAAUAUAUUUUGAACUAAAUGGAUCACUUUGUAAAGUGUUCAAUCAAUUGAACUGCAAGCAGCCAGUCCCAAAAUGUAUCACUUGCCAUAAAUACCAGUAUGUUAAGAUAUAAGUUCAACUUAAAGUUUUAGAUAUUAUGUUUUAAGAAUGCAAUGUGCCAGUGCUAUUUGUACAUGCUUUAUGAUAUUAGACAAUCACAUUUGGCUUGUUGUACCCACACAUGCUGCAUAAUCAGCAUUUCAUUUAGUGCAAUAUUCAUUAUUGUAGUUCACACCAGACAAAAGCUUUGCAAGUGUUGUGGGUGACCUGGUAUUUGUUCAAAUACACAUACUUUUCAUUUGGGCAGUUUUCUGACUUUGUAGUUCUAUGAUUUCUCUAGGAGGUAAGUUAAUGACUUAUGGAUAACAAGGUUAGAGAGUAUCUUGGUAGAUCCUGGAUAUUAUGGUUAGAGGGUAUCUUGGUAGAUCCUGGAUAUUGUGGUUAGAGAGUAUCUUGGAAGAUCCUGGAUAUUGUGGUGGGAGAGUAUCUUGGUAGAUCCUGGAUAUUAUGGUUAGAGGGUUUUAAUGGAGAAUGCAUGUGUAAUCCAAGAUACAUGAAGAUAGAUUUAGAACUUUGUACAGACUUAGCGGCGUUGGAUAGUUUUCUAGAAUUGUACAUGUAGAAUCCAACAUGCCAUUGAUAAGUAGUGAAAACUGAUAUCCUAAAAUAUUGGGAACUUCACAUUACCCACCAUAAAAGAAAUUUGUGUACUUAACAGAAAAUUUCUGGUUUCCCCCCACCAAUGGUAAAUAAUUACUUGAAUCUUAACAGUAUGACUGUCAUAUCUAUGAUCUUUGGCUUUUAAGAGGCAUUAUUUCAAAAGCAAUACUAGACAUAAAAUUCACUCUGUGAUAAAUCCAUUUCUCAUGUUCAAGGUUAGGGGUAAAACUGGGAGCAAUGUUUCUAAAUGACAUUAAUGAUGUGUUGAAGAAAGAUAAAUGUAUUUCCUCAUUGUAAACAGAUUUUGCAAUUGGCCUGUUAUCUAGAGAAUUCCCCAAAGUAAUAUUUUUAAAUAUGUCAUCAUUUUUAUAUACCUUAGAGAGUUUUUCUUUGAAAGGACCAGUCAGAAUGCAAUCGUGAUUUGAUAAUACGAAUAGUGAUGUUAUGUUGUGAAUUGAAAAUGAUGCAACACAAUGGCAGCCUCUGAUUUUUUUCUAUUUUCACUUUAAAACUUGUCAAAAUGUAACUUUCAUGAGAUAUGUGAUAUCUGAAAUUUAUUUUCAUUUGAUAUUUAUCAUUUUAUGACAUUCAUCUUGCAGUUUUAAUGUUUGCGUGCCAGGGCUCGCAAUAACAAAAAUCUCAAAGAUUUGUUUUAUAAAGUUUCAUAUAAAGUAAAAAUUCAUUUCAAUUCCUGUGUACAUAACUAGACAGUUAUUACUCCACAUGUAUACACAUGGUAUUGUGUGCGUGUAUGUGUGUGCAGUUUUCAUGUUAAUUGGUGACACACAAAUAUUCUACUUUCAGUUUUCAUAUAACUUAUAUGUAUGGUGGACAAUUUUUUAUUAUUCUGGUAAGCAGCAAGCUUGGUGAUGAUGAAAAGUCAAACAUGUGUCAUGCUUAGAAGAAUUGAUGUAGAGUUUUUUAUGUUUCUGCUAGUCCAAAGUCGAAUUGCUAUUAUCAUGACAGUAUUAUGGAAAUGGUGGUGUUGUAACAUUUAGGCUGACCACUGUUGUGUGUUCCAGGGUACAUUACAGUCAAAUGACAGGAUGAAGAUAUUUUGAUUUUAAAUUAAUGCUCCAGUUUAAUGUCUGAUAGUUUCACAGCUUGUUUCUUAAGUUUUACUAACACUGGUACUUAUUUUUAUUGGAGAACAUAUUUUUAUGCUGUUCUUACAAUCAAGUGUAGAUUUGCCAGGUUAAAAUCCCAACCACUUUGAAGUAUGAUUGAAACAACUUGUAUACUAUGUUUACAGUAUUAAAACAGGGAAAUGUUAGUUACUAUUAUUUCCUUACAUUUUAAAUAAAACUAACUUAUCAGUAAUUUUCAUUUUAGAUUGCCAUCAUCCUAUUGUAGUUUUAACUAAUGGUGCUUCUGUAUUGUCUGAUUUGUUUCCACAAUAUAUGAAAAAUCUGAGAAUAAAGAAACUUGAAAAAUAAA
Ylistrum balloti is the source of this 6732-nucleotide messenger RNA. RefSeq names its product FYN-binding protein 1-like. The coding region runs from base 177 to 2276 and encodes 699 amino acids. The record is from RefSeq and is a predicted model, not a curated record. NCBI's taxonomy places the organism in Eukaryota, Metazoa, Mollusca, Bivalvia, Pectinida, Pectinidae. The transcript is spliced from 13 exons.